Molecule: messenger RNA, 1659 nt
Organism: Dendronephthya gigantea
Lineage: Eukaryota; Metazoa; Cnidaria; Anthozoa; Malacalcyonacea; Nephtheidae
Product: prestalk protein-like
Exons: 1
Coding region: 59-1351 (430 amino acids)
Source: RefSeq, a predicted model, not a curated record
GAUUUUCACUCUAAGCCUGGUGUUCAUUGGAGAGCUUAGUCUGUCUUCAGCCCAAAACAUGUGCAAUUCAAAUUCUGAUUGUCGGGAUGAGGUCUUUCCCGAUAAAUUGUGCUGUAGGGGAUAUCGGAAUACCAGAAGAAGCUGCUACGACCAACCUUCGUGCGUCGGUCGCUUUUGUUGGACGGACGGUGAUUGUGGAGGGAAAGACGAAUGCUGUAUAUCAAACAAGUGCGCCGUAUUCGGUUGUAAAGAAUGUAAUUCUAGUCUUGCCUGUGCCUUGUUCGAAUACUGUUGUGAACAUCAAUACCUCAACGAUCAUAAUAUUUGCCGACGAAGCUGCGUUGGAGAAACGUGCCAUUCCAGUUGGGACUGUGGAGGUCUUGGAGAAUUUUGCGACUCUAAUAAUGUAUGUGCCGUUACAAGCUGUGUUACAGAUGGUGAUUGUAGUGGAGAUGAAUGUUGUUGGUCUAGAAAAUGCGUUCGCACUGGUUGCUCGCGGUGUUUAUCUAAUUCUGACUGCGCCGCUUCGGAAUUUUGUUGUAAGCGUGGCAGGGACGUCAGCGUUUGUCGGAGACGCUGUGUCGGGGAGAAAUGUCUCUCGGACAGUCAUUGUGGAGGACCUUGGGAGUAUUGUAAUUUGAAUACAAGCAAAUGUGAGAAAUCUUCGGCAACGGGGAUUUGUAAUUGUUCCACAGACGGUGAUUGCAGUGGCGAUGCGUGUUGUCUGUACAGCAGAUGUGUCACCGCAAGUUGCCCGCGGUGUUCUGCAAAUUCUGACUGCUCUAAUUUGGAAUAUUGCUGCAAAAGAGGUCCGUACGAUAACGUGUGUCGGAGAAGCUGUGUGGGCGAAAAAUGCGCCAUUGAUGGUCAUUGUGGGGGCCCUGGAGAAUCUUGUGAUUUGAGCAAUCAUACAUGUGGGAAAUCUAUGAUUUCAGUGGAUGUUAAAUGUUUUACAGACGGCGAUUGUAGUGGCAAUGAAUGCUGUCGAUCUAAUAAAUGUGUCACCGUGGGUUGCCCGUCCUGUUCCUCCAGUACAAACAAACGUAAGAAAGAACUUGCUUCCUGGGUCAUUCCGGCUAUUAUUUUUGGAAGCGUUGUGUUGGCUAUCAUAAUUGGCUCAAUUCUCGUCUAUCGCUGCUGUCGCGGUCCGUUCCGACGUGGUGCGGAAGUCCGACCCAUGGCAGCGCAAGGCAACGCUUCUGUUAUUGCUCUAAGAGAAAGUGAGAUUCGCACAAAUCGAGAGCAUCAUCGUUCUUCACCUCCGUCAGCGCAUAGCUUCCUCCCUUAUCGCAAUCAGGAUGAGCUUUUUCCACCCCGUCAGACCCACCGAUUACCCCCGUCAGAUUCGUGAAAUCUAUUCCAAUGAGCAUGGCCCCUACAUUUUGCUUUCCUAUGAGCAUUGAUGGUAUAUCAGUAUGGGUCUGGGGAUGACUGAUAAUAAAUCGGGAAAAACUGCAUGCAAAAUAGCCAACUUCUCGGCCUAUAACCUCGAUAUCAUAGUAAUAAAGAAUAAGGUGCAACAUGGCGAUACUUUGGUUAGUGGGUAAAUAGCUUUAAAACUUAGCGAAGAGAACAUACUUCAGAUAGUUUAUAUGGUUUGUAGUUUUUCACAUGUCACCAAAAGCCUUCUUCAAACAACGAUUCGUGUUAUUAUAAUUA